Symbiodinium natans is the source of this 1437-nucleotide messenger RNA. NCBI's taxonomy places the organism in Eukaryota, Dinophyceae, Suessiales, Symbiodiniaceae. The record is from the annotation of a GenBank genome assembly.
AUGGCAACUCUCCGACUUGUCGAGGCCUCGAAGAAUGCCCCGUCCCAGGGCUACGUGGAAGAGCCGGCGACGAGCAGCACCGGUAGUCGGAAGAUUUGGCAGCGGCCGAGUGAAGGAGUGCAGACAAGGCAAGACAUCCUCGAGCUGCUGGACGAAACCAUCCGCGUGCAAGGCAUUGUGCAGACUGAAAUCAGUCAGCUGGCCCGAACAAUAGCAGCGGAGGCGAAGGAGAGGCAGGAGAAGCAGGAAGCAAAGGAGGGCAAGAAGAAGAAGAAAAAGACGCUCUCAAUCCCCGAGGCAUUCCGCAGAGUCAAGGAACUGCAGCUGCCGAUAGAUCCGUUGGAGGAGCUCAACCUGACCGAGCAGGCCUUCCAGAAGCUCCUGACCCAGUACGAGGAGGACCAAGAGGUCUCGGCCAAGGCCCAGCUGCUUCUGCACCCGGAGCCCAAGGGCGACCUCGCCAAAGCCCGGAGUAUAAGCAUCGAGAAGAUCGUCGAAAUUCACCAGUUCAUGGUGGUGGAAAUGCAGAAGGUUUUGACGGAGUUCCUUGCCUUGGAUCAGGAGACGCGUCGAAGCUUCAGCAACAAGGCGUGCGAGACCACGGCAGAGCUCCUCGUCUCUGUGGCCGUGGAGCAGCAGCUGGGCGUUCACUGCGAGGAUGUGGAGCAGGCGGUGAUGCAGCACGAGGAGGUGCUGGCAAACCACCCGGAGUUUGCCCGCUGCACGGAACAGCUUGCGAACAUGAUGCAGCACCUCACGGGCGCAGCCCAGCCGCGAGCGAACAAGGCGGACUUUUUGGAGGUCCUGCGGAACAUGGCGGACCACUCCCAGAAGGCCAAGGACUUUGCCAAGAAAGUCUACGAGGAGUACCGGGCCAAGACCUGUCCCGUCAGCGACGCCUACCGCCGAUUCGAGGACUUUGCCGCCGAAGCGCCACCGGCCAAAGAGGGCCUCGAGGACCUGACUCCGGUGGAGCUCCAGCUCUGCUACGAUGAGUACAGGGAAGACCCGGAGGUGCGCAGUGCUUGGUCCAAAGCCGGCGUGGAGAACAGCCUCCUCAUGGCCAGCUGUGUCACCUCCUUGCUCAAGAACGACGCCACCACGCCUCUUCCGGAGGACAAGAAGGGGAAGAAGAUGAAGCCAUCGGAGAUUGUGGAGAUGCAGGAGCUGAUGGUGGACGAGAUGAAGCGCCUCUCGGAGGCCUCGAGCGCGGCCGCCAAGGCGUCCGCUUCGCCUUGGCGUGCGGAGACCGCCAUGCAGAUGGUGCAGUCCCUGGCAAGUGCGGCAGUGGAAAGAAGGUAUGGGGUGUCGCCGGAAGAGAUGACUAUCGCCGGCAUCCAGAAUGCUCCCGCGCUUCAGAAGAACGAACGCUUCGUCCGUGCCACUGAGAAGCAGCAUGAGAUCAUCCUGGCGGUUGCGCAGUUUUGUGCACAGUGA